AAGAAAAUGGUCAUGGAGCAUAAUUCUUCAGUGACCGAGUUCAUUCUUAAAGGAUUAACUGAUCAACCUGAGCUCCAGCUGCCCCUGUUUGUCCUGUUCUUGGUGAACUACACAGCCACCGUGGUGGGAAACUUGAGCUUAAUGAGUCUCAUCAUUCUGAACUCUCACCUUCACACUCCCAUGUACUUUUUCCUCUUCAAUCUGUCCUUCAUUGAUUUCUGUUACUCAUUUGUCUGUACUCCCAAAAUGCUGAUGAGUUUUAUUUCAGAGAAGAACGCUAUCUCCUUCACAGGGUGCAUGACUCAGCUGUUUUUCUUCUGCCUUUUUGCCAGUUCUGAGUGCUAUGUGCUGACAGUCAUGGCCUAUGAUCGCUAUGUGGCCAUCUGCCAGCCUCUACUGUAUGUGGUCAUCAUUUCCCCUAGGACCUGCUGUCUGCUGGUGUUUGGUUCACACUUGAUGGGGUUUGUUGGUACUGGUGUUCUCACAGGGUUUAUGGUCAAGCUGAAUUUUUGUGAUUCCAACCUCAUUAACCACUACAUGUGUGACAUCUUCCCUCUCCUAGAGCUCUCCUGCAGCAGCACCUAUGUCAAUGAACUCCUGAGUUCUGUUUUUAUCAGCACAGUAGUAAUCAUAUCUAGCCUCAUUAUCUUAACCUCUUAUGUUUUGGUUCUUUUUAAUGUCAUUCAGUUGUCAUCGGGUAAGGGUUUGUCCAAAGCUAUGAGCACGUGUAGUUCUCACAUAAUAACUGUUGCCUUAUUCUAUGGAUUUGGUACACUUACUCAUAUGAAAGCAUCAUCUGCCGAAUCUGUGGGCCAGGGAAAAUUUUUCUCUGUAUUUUACACUUUUGUGCUGCCCUUGUUGAACCCCCUCAUUUAUAGUCUCAGGAAUAAGGAUGUCAAACUUGCUCUAAGGAAAACAGUGAAGAGACUCACAGUGAGCAAACUAAUGGGGCUUCCAUAG
This is a messenger RNA of Nannospalax galili (Upper Galilee mountains blind mole rat), 960 nucleotides long. RefSeq names its product olfactory receptor 143-like. The record is from RefSeq and is a predicted model, not a curated record. Gene Ontology annotation, biological process: G protein-coupled receptor signaling pathway; sensory perception of smell. NCBI's taxonomy places the organism in Eukaryota, Metazoa, Chordata, Mammalia, Rodentia, Spalacidae. Gene Ontology annotation, cellular component: membrane. The coding region runs from base 7 to 960 and encodes 317 amino acids. The transcript has a single exon. Gene Ontology annotation, molecular function: odorant binding; G protein-coupled receptor activity; olfactory receptor activity.